Molecule: messenger RNA, 871 nt
Organism: Thecamonas trahens ATCC 50062
Lineage: Eukaryota; Apusomonadida; Apusomonadidae
Product: dual specificity protein phosphatase 19
Exons: 1
Coding region: 1-675 (224 amino acids)
Biological process (GO): regulation of MAP kinase activity; protein dephosphorylation
Cellular component (GO): cytoplasm
Molecular function (GO): JUN kinase phosphatase activity
Source: RefSeq, a predicted model, not a curated record
AUGGAUGGGUUCAAGGCCGCGCUCGCCUCUCGCAAGAGCCAACUGUCACAGGUCGAGACGCGAGUCCGGCGAGCUGAUGGACGAGUCCAAGUCGAACGAGUGGCGGUUGACGGUGGCGCUGCGGCGGAGCAGCUCGUGUGCGAUGCUGGAGAGACCAUUCCCGGCUCUGGAGGCGCGUUCAUGGUGGUGGAUACUUCGCCCGAUGAGGAUCUAUGUCCUGUGCUGGCGGGCGAGCUGUUUCUCGGCUCUCAGGAUGCGGCGUGUAAUGUCGAUGGCAUCGCUGCGGCGGGCGUGGCCGUCAUCGUCAACCUGGCUGUCGGCGUCCCGUGCUUCUUUCGCCGCGACGAGGGCGUUGAUGGUGGCAACGAGGACGAGCGGCCGGAGAUCGAGUACGGCGAGUGGCCGUUGCUGGACCUACCGUCGCAGAGCAUCGACGUCAUUGUCGACGAGGUCAUUCCGUUUAUGGCCGCGGCGCUCGAUGCAGGUCGGCCGGUGCUUGUCCAUUGCAACGCAGGCGUGUCGCGGUCGGCAACGGCAGUCCUCGCCUACCUCAUUGUCGAGCGCGGCAUGAGCUACGACGAGGCGAUGGCGAUGGUCCGGGCAGCGCGGCCGGCGAGUAAGCCUAAUGCCGGGUUUGACGCUGCACUCCGGGCGCUCGAUCGUGAGCGCAGGUAGCGGGAGGAAGGGAGAGGGAUGGGCAGGCGGCUUGUGCGUUCACUUGGACAAGCGCUUGGAGAUGUGCUUGGCGCCCGGGUUGGAGGCGGCGGCGAUGGCGUCGGCGUGCGGGGCGAGGUGGUCGGCGAUGACGGAGCCGGUCAGGUCCGACUCGAGGAGCGAGAGGAGGACAAAGUCGGAGCCACGCGAGGUGGCC